CUUCCGGCUAAAGAAAAAUCUGAGAAAAACGAGGAGUCGAGAUUCUAAUACUAGUAAUAGAAAGCUAAAAAAAACUCCAUUAAUCUUCUUAUGUUUUUAAAGGGUUAUGUUGUUAUAAUUUGAUUGUCCAAAAUGAGCUCUCGUGACCAGAGGUAUAGACGUAGUAACAGUAGAAGCCAUAGAAGCUCAAGCCGCACAAGAGGACGCUAUGACAGAAACAGACAUCAAAGUAGAAGCAGAAGUAGGAGCAGAAAUAGACGGUCUAGAUCUCGUAGUAGAAACAGAGAUCGCGGGGCAAGAUCAAAAAGAAAAUCAAGUAGUAGCAGCAGUAGUUCUAGUGAUGUAAUUGAGGUUGUUGCACCAAUUCGCAGUAAUGACCCUAAAUAUUACAAUUCAAGAAUAUUCAUUGGUCGUUUACCUGCAGGUUAUACUAAAGAAGAACUGUCAGAUUACUUUAAAAGAUAUGGACCUAUUUUAGAUGUUAUUUGUCACAGUAAAGGAUAUGGUUUUGUACAAUUUUCUAAUGAAGAAAAUGCUAAAACAGCGGUUGAAAAUGAACGCGGAUCAAUGAUCAAAGGAAACAAAGUUGAUGUGAAAAUGGCUAAUGAAGGAAGAAGUGGUGCAGGUCGUGGUGCAGGACCAGGUAGGGGUGGAGGAGGUCGAGGAGCUGAUAAUGGUAGACAUCAGCCCUCGGUCGGGCGAGGUAGAGACCGAUCACCAUUAAGAGAUCCUUAUGAUGACAGAUUCCGUGAUCCAUAUAGAGAUCCUUUGCCACCAGCCAGAGAUGAUCCAUAUUAUGCAGAUCCCUAUAGACGUCCACCUCCAAUAGAUGACCGUUAUGACCGAUUUGAUGAUCCAUACAGAAGACGUGAUCCCUUUGAUGAUCCAUAUGCUAGAGAUCCCUAUUACCAACCACCAAUACCACCACCACGUAGUAGAGGUCCACCUCAACCAAUGGAAUGUGAAAUAAUUAUGCUUAAUCCAAAGUUAAGAAAUUAUGCGGAUGAAAUCAUGGGUAAAUUAAAAGCGUUGAAAGUUGUUACUGGAAUACUUUCUUUCCCUGAAGAUCAAAAUGUUCAGAAGCAGUUAGAAGAAAUGGCUAAACAAGGUGUCCUGUAUGCAGUUGUCAUCAAUUUACAGAAUGAACUACAUAGUUCUGUUAUCUUGAACAUACUUCAUGGUACUCCUCAAGAGCACCGAAAUAUGCCAUUAGAAGAUGCAAUCAGCCUUGUUUCCAAGAAUUUUGAGACCUAUCUUCAAGAGAAGGCAUUGAAGCCAGCCCCAAGAGCAGCAUCUUCUGCAGCUCCAGCUCCUAUUGCUCCUCUCACUUCUGUUCCCUUUUUGCCCCCAUCAGCUGAUGUUACAUAUUUGCUGAAUCUAUUGGCUGACAAUAGACAGUUGACAUUGACAGAGAUUGAUAAGAUUAUUCUGUACCUUAGAGAAAGACGUGAUAAAAUUUUAGAAGCUGAAGGAAAGAGACCUGGAUUAGAUGAUCCUUUAUAUCGUAGUGAGUCUGUAGUUAAACCUGUUCAGUCACCAGUUCAACAAGAACAAGAAGAGCUAAAAAAUAAGAUUCUUAGUAUUCUUAAUGGCGGGAAUACUGCUACAUCUCCACCGCAACAACCAAAUAGAAGUAAUUUAGGAUAUGGUGAUUAUAGACGUGCUGAACAUACACAGCCACAAGCACCAACUCGUUCUGCCAAUCCGGCUCUUAUAAAUUUUGAUAACCCAACCGUUCAGCAAGCCCUUGAUAAUCUGAUCCAAACCGGGCCAAAUUUAUUGAAGAAUAUUAAUCCAACUUCCAAUAUGUCACAUUCAACUGGUGGUACUAGCAGUAGUGGACGACUGAGUACUGCUUCCCCAUCUUCGCCUGGUUAUGGGGGAAGACCAGCAGUCGGUCAACAGAGUGGUUAUGGAGCUAGAUCUAGUUCCUACCCACAGAGACCUGGAACAGAAACUAGUCCACCUGAAAGUGCUACUGGGUAUGGCAGUGCGGCUAGCAGACAACAUAUGUAUGGUGCAUCUGCUGGUCAGGGAAUCACUCAACCUCCUGGUAUGAGACGAUAUUAAUAUGCUUAAUAAAUUUUCAUUCAUCUGUAAGGCCCCCUCCAAAAUACCUAUGUUUAUGGUUACUUGGCCAUAACAUAUAGGGUCGUAGGAAAAUCUUUUUUCAUUUUUUAUACGCCCACAUUGAAAUGUGGUCGUAUAUUGCCGUCGAUCCCGUCCAUCCUUUCGGCGGUCCAGCCUUUAGAGGCUAAAGUUAAUAUCCGAUUAACUUUAAAUUUAUAUACAGUGUUUAAGGUCAUGAUAUGAAGAAUCCUAUUGAUUUUCCACAAUUUCCAAUAGUUACUCCCAGAGUUAUGGCCCUUGAUCACUUUGGAAAACCUUGUGGACGCUCUAGAGGCUAAAGUUAAUAUCUAAUUGACUUUAAAUUUAUACACAGUGUUUAAGUUCAUGAGACGAAGAAGCCUAUUGGUUUUCCACAAUUUCCGAUAAUUACUGCAGAGUUGUGAACCUUGAUCACUUUGAAUAAUCUUGUGGAUGCUUUAGAGAGCAUAGUUAUCAUCUGAUUGAUUAUAUAUUUAUACACCAUGUUAUGCCAAUAGAUAAUCGUUUUGAUUGACUUUAGAUUCAUACACAGAGUUUUAAGGUCUUGAGACGAACAAGUAUAUUGAUUUUCAAUGAUUUUUGAUAACUUGAACAUGAUAUUAAAUGUUUUGUAUACUAUACGUUAGCAUGGGCCUAACAAAUUCUAAUGAUUUUUUGACAAUUACUUAAUGAGUUGUUACUCUUUAUCAGAUUUGAGUGUAUUAUAAAUGUUUCAUUACCAACUAAAGUAAAAGUAUGUGACAACUCUUGUUGACUGCUGUGGGCGUAUGUUUCGUUGCCUGGCAACCUAUCUUUUUCUGGAGUUUGUGGGCUAAGAAUAAGAUCAGAUAGAACUAAGUUAACUAAUGAAUUAAUCUUUUAAUAAACUACAUUGAUACUUGCAGUAAAUAGCCUUUUGGAUGUCAUUUUAAAUAAAUUAAGGUGUUUAUUUUUUAUUUCCUAGCAUUUUUAGCUUAGUUACUGUGUAAGGUUCUUUAAGAUAAUGCAGAUUCUGACGGUUGUAAAUACCAAAAUUAGAGUUUCUGCAAAAAACACGCCAAGACCGAUUUAUAGGACCUCGGAAAUUAUAAUAGAUAGUUGGACUCUAAAAGUAAUAGGGUCGGUCAGGUAACUGUAAACACAGGUAAUUUCCAUUUUUUGGCCUAAUCACUUCACAUUAUGUGCUAAGUAUCAUGUUAAGUGUUUUUUAUAGAAACAACUUGCAUCUCUAUGAUCAUUUUAACUAUAGAUACGUCAAAGCAUUUGAUGCAGUUUGUUUUUUAAAUUUGUUACAGAGUAAUGUUUAUCAUUCUUCUUUUUAUCCAUUGAAAUAGAUUAUGAAUUUCCCUCUGAAGUCAUCUGUACAUGAAAACCAAUAAUGUGUUGAAUUAAAUUUUAAUUGCAUAAGAACUGUUCAUGUUGUGCUAAUGAUAUAUUAAAAAAAUGAAUAAAUAAAUGUUGUAUGUUCAUUACUAAUUACUGGUUGAGAUUUUAGAUGAGCUAAACUUGCCCAUUGUGGGGCGUUUCUGACUUUAAACAUACAUUAUGCAGGUCUUUCUUUAGGCCUGAAAUGUUAUCUAAAUUAUUAAUUAACUUAUCCAGACCAUAAUCAACUCUCGAUGUCAACGCUAGCCUGCGAUGUUUACUGGAUUAGGAUACCAUUUGCUGCUCCACUUUCAUUCUUGAUUUAAUCAUGAAAUGGAUAACCGAGACUAUGUUUUUUAUCGUACCGACGUUAGUAAUGAUGAUCGAAAAUUCAAUCGCUAAAAUCUUGGUUCAGAGUGGAUCAAUUUGACUGAAAUUUUCAGCAAAUUCCCUUUACAUUAUAUAGUUUUUAACUUUUAUAGUGAGAACUGUCAGCUCUUUAUCUAAUCUCCCAUAAUGUAUCUUUAAAAAGAUUAUAAAAAAUAAUUAUUUAGACAUUUAUUCACAUGGCAAGUCCAUAAUCAACUCUUUAGACCUUUGGAUGACUUAGAUAUUGAGUGGAUUAGUCCAUGCCUGCCAUAUCUGCAUUAAAACGCUAAUAUGUCAGACAAUUUAUGGCUUUUUGUGUCAAAACUUAAAAAUUCAUAAUUUUGGCUUUGAAUAAAGUAAUUUGACUUAAAA
Patella vulgata (common limpet) is the source of this 4194-nucleotide messenger RNA. RefSeq names its product nuclear receptor coactivator 5. Gene Ontology annotation, molecular function: RNA binding. The record is from RefSeq and is a predicted model, not a curated record. Bases 133 to 2070 code for a protein of 645 amino acids. NCBI's taxonomy places the organism in Eukaryota, Metazoa, Mollusca, Gastropoda, Patellidae. The transcript is spliced from 11 exons.